CUUACAUAUUUGUUUCCGAUCUUCCCAGCGUCAUGGACAUUCCAAUCGUCGAUUGCUACAGCGCUGAUGCUGCCGCCCAGUUGCGCAAGGCUUGCAUGGAGGUGGGUUUCUUCUACCUGACCGACCACCGCGUCCCGCAAGAGCUCGUCGAGUCGGUGUACCACGAGAUGCGCCUCUUCUUCUCCAAGCCCGAGAGCGAGAAACGGGAGGUGCUGGCCGAUGAAAACAUGCGCGGGUACACGCCGAUGAACGAGGAGACCCUCGAUCCCGCGGUGCAGACCCAAGGCGAUACGAAGGAAGGCUAUUACAUUUGCCGAGAAGCUCUUCCCGACGAAGUGCAUCUACCCCUUCACGGAAGCAACGUAUUCCCCAAGGACAACCCGACCUUCCGACGCGUGAUGGAGCAGUACUUCGACUGCAUGUGCGAGCUCGGCUAUCACGUCGCGCAACUCUUUGCCGAUGCAGCUGGCGCCCCCGGUGCGUUUCAAGCUGCGGGCAUGUUCGACCGCCCGAUGGCAGCGGUGCGCCUUCUGCAUUACAACGACCAACUGUCGAACGUCGCCGACGGAGUGUUUGGAGCGGGGGCUCACACAGACUACGGGCUGUUGACACUUCUAUCGACGGAUGGCAACCCUGGGCUAGAGAUUUACCACAAUCAGGAAUGGAUCCCCAUAUCCCCCAAACCCAAUACUUUUGUGGUUAACAUUGGGGAUCUCGGAGGUACAUAUUUGUAUAAUGUCAAUAUAUAUAUAUUGGAACGUGCUCUAGAACGAUGGACGAACGGCUUGUUUAAAUCGACACGGCAUCGAGUGGUGAACCGCAAUGGCCAAGAACGAUACUCGGUUCCCUUCUUUUACGAACCCAACUUUACGUGCCAAGUGACGUGCCUGUCAUCGUGCGUAGACGCCGCCCACCCCCCUCAAUACCCCCCCAUCACCAGUGGCCAGCAUCUGCUCAACAUGUAUCGCCAAACCCACGACAGUUUCACCGAGUUUACGACCCAAAUAACUAGUGAUUAACGCUGCCGAGUACGAAAUACUAGUUAGUAGGCAGGCUUGCAUUCAACCUUAGUACGACACAACCACGUAAUCCAAG
Aphanomyces astaci is the source of this 1095-nucleotide messenger RNA. RefSeq lists its product as hypothetical. Bases 33 to 1019 code for a protein of 328 amino acids. Lineage: Eukaryota; Oomycota; Saprolegniomycetes; Saprolegniales; Verrucalvaceae. Gene Ontology annotation, molecular function: dioxygenase activity. The transcript has 6 exons. The record is from RefSeq and is a predicted model, not a curated record.